Messenger RNA from Haliotis rubra (blacklip abalone), 1448 nucleotides. RefSeq lists its product as uncharacterized. Gene Ontology annotation, cellular component: nucleus; cytoplasm. The transcript has 4 exons. Lineage: Eukaryota; Metazoa; Mollusca; Gastropoda; Lepetellida; Haliotidae. The record is from RefSeq and is a predicted model, not a curated record. Bases 140 to 1396 code for a protein of 418 amino acids.
UCCAGGGUUGCCAGCAAUCUAAUCUUUGUCUAUUUACGGAAGGGAAAUCCCCAAGUGAAAAAUGGCGGCCUACAUCAUCCACGUACCAAAGAUCCAGCUAAACCCAAGAGGACACCAAGAGGAUACCCCAAUCUGAAAAAUGAAGACGGGGGAUCCUGGCAAGGACAAAGAUUUGCACAAACAAAAGGACAUUUAUAAGUUAUUUUAUAAGUUAUCUGGUGAGCAGUUUGAUAAGCGUUAUGAUAAGCAGUAUUCGACUGCAUGUAAUCAUGUCCCCAGAACUAAAAACAAUCCUAUGGAGAGUGUGGAAAACGGUGGGGACAAUAAGCUAGACGCCGCUCAGAGUGACAAAGAUCAACCAAAGGGUAAAGAAGGCCAGUCAAAGACUGGAGAAGACGAGACCGGCAAAAAUUAUCCUAGUGAGAAAGAAACUAACAUCGUGCUGAUUGAGCCAAUGAUGCACACUUUUCAUUUACAUAUAAAUUUCAGCACAGCUGCUGCAUUUGGCAAAUCACCUGCCAUCGAGAGCAUAUUACAAAAAAUUAUCGCAAGGCAAAUUAUAGAAAUUGUGACUGCAGACAGUGUCAAAUAUUAUGCCCACAAACUAGGCUUGAUUUUAGAAAUACCCGGCGGCAGACUUCAAGAGCCAGAUUUCAGUCUACUGCUGAAGCACCUGAGCCUUCUCCACACUGACACUGAAACUCGCGAAGGGCAUAGAUCAAAGAUCUUGGAAGCCUUUGAUUUACGACGAUUCCGUGUUGUACAUGAAGAAGAACUUUCCCGUUGGCUUUAUCACCGUUACAGCUACCAGGAACUACGAAACCCAGGGACACAAAGUGAGGAAGGGGAUAUGACGUACGAGGCUUUGAGAUUGAGGUCUUUUCAGGGAGUAGAUAUUGUGGCUUCGUCUCUGUGCCUUGUGGCAGCAGGGUUCUAUGCUACAGGAGAUGGAGAUGAGACCAGGUGCUUCAGCUGCGGAAUAACACACAGGAAUUGGACGAGCAGCGACAACCCGUUUCAAAUUCAUGCAUCUAUUUCUCCCACAUGCAACCAUGUCACUGGCACUGACGACAAUAAUGUUUCAAUCCAGUGUACCAUACCAGAACAUUCAGCAGAUGAAGAGUCCCCUCACAGAAGUGAUAUCCUCGAACAAAGUACUUUGUGUAUAACACCAUCACCUCAAAAACAUUUAUCAAAAUAUGAACAUUUUUUUUCUUCACAAAACAUGGAUAUCAAUGAGCUGAUCACUGAAGACGGUCAUCACAAACAACUCGACAUCGCUGGGAUACACCGAGAUGCACUCUACAUUGAACUCCUGAUACACCAGCCAGAAACAACAACCUCAGGGAACAGUUUACCACGUCUCCUGCGACUGUCGACAGAUCCACGUAGGUGAAACAUAAAGACCCCUCAAAAUCCGAAUCAAAGAACAUCAGACCUCAGUAACC